GUAAUUACAAAGUAUAAAUUUAGAGAGAUCCUACAUGUUUAAAGUGGAAAUUACCUAACGGAUAAAAAUACAUAAUUUCUCACAAUGCCAGAAAAGCCUGGAAAACGCGAAAGCAAGAACGAAUCUAAAGGUGAGCCAAAGUUUCUAACUGGUAAGAUGUAUGAUAUUCUGCCAGAGAUUCCAGAGGACCGCAAGUCAAGACCCAAAAAAGCGGCUAAAAGACCAUCACUCGGGAAAAUGUACGAUAUUUUACCAAGUAUCGGUCCAAACGUGUACUCAUACGAAGAUUUCCAAAAAAUGUAUGAAGAUUCUGUCAAGUCGGAGGAUGCUUUGAGGAAAUGCUUACACGCGCCAUCCAGUGAUGCAGUACUAAACCAUGUGACAAAUGACCAGGAACUCGCUGAAGCUUCCACGAAACGGUCAUCGUCUCCACUCAGAGAUGUGAAAAAGCGUCGCAUGCCAAAGAGGGCCCGUCUCCCGGAUACAUAAACUUUCUUUUUUAAUCUUAAGUGUGAUGGUUCAAGAUUUCACAUAUUUGCUUGUUUAAAAAAAAUGAUUUAAUGUAGCAAUAAAAUUAUUCAAGUCUGUUCUUUCAAA
Messenger RNA from Saccostrea echinata, 597 nucleotides. RefSeq lists its product as uncharacterized. The record is from RefSeq and is a predicted model, not a curated record. The transcript is spliced from 2 exons. NCBI's taxonomy places the organism in Eukaryota, Metazoa, Mollusca, Bivalvia, Ostreida, Ostreidae. Bases 85 to 489 code for a protein of 134 amino acids.